This is a messenger RNA of Indicator indicator, 807 nucleotides long. RefSeq lists its product as uncharacterized. The record is from RefSeq and is a predicted model, not a curated record. The transcript has 6 exons. The coding region runs from base 1 to 807 and encodes 268 amino acids. Lineage: Eukaryota; Metazoa; Chordata; Aves; Piciformes; Indicatoridae.
AUGCGGCUGCCCUGGCUCUUCGGGCGGCUGAAGGCGGCGGUCGUCGGUGUGGUGCACGUGGGAGCGCUGCCAGGAACACCAAGAAGUUCUCUUCCAAUGACCCAGAUCAUUGAUCAAGCUUGUCAAGAAGCAGAAACUUACAAGGAUGCUGGAGUUGAUGGCUUGAUAAUGGAAAACAUGCAUGAUCUUCCUUACACAGUGUGUCCUGGACCUGAAGUAACUGCAGCAAUGACAGUCAUUAGUACUGCAGUGAGAAAAACCUGUCCUGAUCUUGCGCUGGGUGUCCAGAUCCUGUGUGCUGCAAAUCAACAGGCGAUUGCAGUUGCUCUUGCUGCAGGUCUUGAUUUUAUCCGGGCUGAAGGGUUUGUGUUUUCUCAUGUUGCUGAUGAAGGGAUUAUAAAUGCUUGUGCAGGUGACCUGCUACGAUACAGAAAACAAGUUGGAGCAGAGAACAUUCAGGUUUUUGCUGAUAUUAAAAAGAAGCAUAGUGCUCACGCCCUGACGGCAGAUGUCAGCGUGGCCGAGACUGCUGCAGCUGCCGAGCUCUUCCUGGCUGCUGGGGUUGUACUGACUGGCACGGCUACCGGAUUGCCCGCAGAUCCUCGGGAGCUGAAAGAGGUUAAACAUGCUGUGAAGAUUCCUGUGCUGAUUGGGUCUGGAGUGACUCUAGAGAAUGUGAGGAAUUACAUGGAUGCAAACGCUCUAAUAAUUGGUUCGUAUUUCAAGAAAGAAGGGUAUUGGGCAAAUGGUGUUGAUCCUGACCGAGUAAAGAAAUUUAUGGAACACAUAAGUAAACUGAGAGAAUGA